ACGCAGUUCCUCGCAUCAUCACAAUCAAUAACACACCAAUCAUCAUGGCAAGCGCAGAGGCAUCAUCGUCGACCGCCUCGACAUACGAGCCCGCAAAGGUCGAGGCUCUCAAGGCCUACCGUGCGAAAGUCAAGGAGCACCAGCAGAUGUCGGACAACCUCAAGAAGAUCCGCCUCAACAUCCGCUCCCUGUCCGCCGACUAUGACAAGACCGAGGACGACAUGAAGGCGCUCCAGAGCGUGGGCCAGAUCAUUGGCGAGGUGCUCAAGCAGCUCGAUGAUGAGCGAUUCAUUGUCAAGGCGUCGUCUGGCCCCCGUUACGUCGUCUCGUACCGUCCCUCGCUGCCUGCGGAGAAGCUCAAGGCCGGCGUCCGUGUCUCGCUCGACAUGACCACCCUCACCAUCAUGCGCAUUCUCCCACGCGAGGUCGACCCCAUGGUCUACAACAUGUCGCUUGAGGACCCAGGAUCCGUCAGCUUUGCGGGUAUCGGCGGUCUCGGCGACCAGGUCCGCGAGCUGCGUGAGGUCAUCGAGCUGCCCCUCAUGAACCCUGAGCUGUUCGAGCGUGUCGGCAUCAAGCCUCCCAAGGGUGUGCUGCUGUACGGACCACCGGGAACAGGCAAGACGCUUCUUGCGCGUGCCGUCGCCGCGACGCUCAACACCAACUUCCUCAAGGUCGUCUCGUCGGCCAUUGUCGACAAGUACAUUGGCGAGUCGGCGCGUCUCGUCCGUGAGAUGUUCGCCUACGCCCGCGAGCACGAGCCGUGUAUCAUCUUCAUGGACGAGAUUGACGCUAUCGGUGGACGUCGUUUCUCCGAGGGUACCAGUGCCGACCGUGAGAUUCAGCGUACGCUCAUGGAGCUGCUCAACCAGAUGGACGGCUUCGACUCGCUUGGCCGCACAAAGCUCAUCAUGGCUACCAACCGUCCCGACACGCUCGACCCUGCUCUUCUCCGUCCCGGUCGUCUUGACCGUAAGAUCGAGAUCCCCCUGCCCAACGAGCAGGGACGUCUCGAGAUCCUCAAGAUCCACGCCAAGGGCAUCAACAAGAGCGGUGACAUUGACUACGAGGCUGUCGUCAAGCUCUCGGACGGUUUCAACGGCGCCGACUUGCGAAAUGUCUGUACCGAGGCCGGCAUGUUCGCCAUCCGCGACGACCGCGAUGCCAUCGUCCAGGAGGACCUCAUGAAAGCCGUGCGCAAGUUGCGUGAUACUAAGAAGUUUGAAUCGCAACUCGACUACAGCACAGUCUAAGAUGCGUAGAGGGGAGGUAGUCAGUAGAAUGCAUGUAGUAGACGAUUUG
Messenger RNA from Vanrija pseudolonga, 1302 nucleotides. It is a transcript of the gene Psmc6, whose product is annotated as 26S proteasome regulatory subunit 10B. Gene Ontology annotation, cellular component: cytosolic proteasome complex; proteasome regulatory particle, base subcomplex. Bases 45 to 1253 code for a protein of 402 amino acids. Gene Ontology annotation, biological process: positive regulation of RNA polymerase II transcription preinitiation complex assembly. The transcript is spliced from 6 exons. Lineage: Eukaryota; Fungi; Basidiomycota; Tremellomycetes; Trichosporonales; Trichosporonaceae. The record is from RefSeq and is a predicted model, not a curated record. Gene Ontology annotation, molecular function: proteasome-activating activity; ATP hydrolysis activity; ATP binding.